GAAACAAAAAGUGCUGACUGAGAAUUAAGAGGAAUUGAUUAAAUUUUUACUGAAAGAGAGCAAACAUGCCUACAUGGAAUCAAAUUCAAGCACAACUUCGAAAUCCAAACAACCCGGUGGUAUUUUUUGAUGUGUCCGUGGGCACAACAGAAAUCGGUCGAAUGAUCUUUGAACUGUUCGAAGAUGUCUGUCCAAAAACCUCAGAAAAUUUUCGGCAAUUCUGCACCGGCGAAUACAGAAAGGACGGAGUACCUUUGGGUUUCAAAGGUGCCAUUUUUCACAGAGUCAUUAAAGACUUCAUGAUUCAAGGUGGUGACUUUGUAAAUGGUGAUGGAACUGGAGUAAUAAGUAUCUACGGAGGUGGAACCUUUCCUGAUGAGAACUUCACAUUAAAACAUGACUCUCCUGGAUUAUUAUCCAUGGCAAACAGUGGCAAAGACACCAAUGGUUGUCAGUUUUUCAUCACCUGUGCGAAAUGUAAUUUUUUGGAUGGCAAACAUGUUGUCUUUGGAAGAGUAAUAGACGGACUUCUCGUUAUGAGAAAAGUGGAGAACGUUCCUACCGGACCAAACAAUAAGCCAAAAAUUCCUGUUACAAUAUCUCAAUGCGGACAAAUGUAAAUUGAUGGCUAACUGUAAUUAUCGGCUCGAGGCUGUCAUUACCUCCAGGAAAUUGUAUAACUCCUUACUAAUAUCGACUAGUUAAGAAAUUUCAUUUUCUACUACCCAAUUUCUAUGAUACACACUUCUACAAAUUACUACAUUCACACCAUAACUGUCGGAAUGGAUCUAAAUGAAAUCAAAUGAAAAAAAGUUGCUUUACGAACUUGGAUCUUUAUUACACUAAAUUUACAUACGAAAUGAUUAUCUCAGUUUACAAUCUAUGCGGGGGGGUAU
Nomia melanderi (Alkali bee) is the source of this 896-nucleotide messenger RNA. RefSeq names its product peptidyl-prolyl cis-trans isomerase H. Lineage: Eukaryota; Metazoa; Arthropoda; Insecta; Hymenoptera; Halictidae. Gene Ontology annotation, biological process: protein peptidyl-prolyl isomerization; protein folding. The record is from RefSeq and is a predicted model, not a curated record. Gene Ontology annotation, cellular component: cytoplasm; intracellular membrane-bounded organelle. Gene Ontology annotation, molecular function: peptidyl-prolyl cis-trans isomerase activity; cyclosporin A binding.